GUUUGUUUUUUUUUUGAGGGUUUUAAAAAAUGUUGUUUCUUCCUGAUUAGACAGAUCGUACGUCAAAUUGUAAGAUGAUGUUAUCGAUGGAACUGAUAAGGAGUGGAAGCCAAACUUAACUCAAUGUCGACAAAUUAUUCAUCAAGUUUGGUGCCUAAUUGUAUACAACAAUCGCAGUCGCCUGUUCAUCAAAACAAUGAUAUACAGCGUAACACAAAUCGUACACCGGUAAACACAACAAAUCAUUCACCAGGAGGCAACAGUAACAAUACGACAACCACAUCUCAAACGAAAAGUAAUCAACAAUUAAAAUCGCCCGUAGCAAAACGUCCAGCAAACGCAUCAGUAACACUUCAAGGCUGGCUUCACAAACAAGGCUCAGACGGUUUACAAUUAUGGCGUAAACGUUGGUUUGUUUUAAGCGAACUAUGUUUGUACUAUUACAAGAGUACCGAAGAGGAUAAAUUAUUAGGCAGUGUAUUAUUACCAUCAUAUCGUGUGUCAGAAUGUCGACCGGAAGACAAAGUUGUCCGCAAAUUUGCAUUCAAAUUGGAGCAUGCAAAUAUGCGUACAUAUUUAUUAGCUGCCGAUAGCCAUAAGUCAAUGUUACAAUGGGUAUGUGCCUUAAAUUUAGCAUGUAUGCUCCAACUGCCCAUCAACAAUCCACAAAAAAAUAUCGAAUCACCCGCGACACCUCAACAACAAUCUCAUAAUUCGCAAAAAAUCCAAAAUAAUCAAAAACAACAAUCAACUACUGGGGCGUCAGCAUCAACACCGAAUCACUUUCAACCGUUAUAUGAAAAUGCACCACCGAAACCGCGACGUGUUUCGGAAUCAGUACGAUACAUGGAUCCCCAACAGUAUGGAAUGGAUUAUCCACAUCAAAAAUACUCACAUAUUAUUUACGCGAACCAGCAUAUUGAUCCCAGAAUGCAACAUCACAUGACUACAUCACCGUCCCCGCAACAGCAACAGUAUCAACAUGUAAUUGCCGAACAACGACGGACCCCCGAUACGUAUGGGCGGUCUAUGUCUAUGUCACAUUACGAUCACGGUAUGGUUGGAAUGCGUGCUGUUGGAAUCCAACAAAAAAUCCAUCAUCCAGAUUACGAAGAUGUUUAUAAUGUGAAAAGUGACCUGUACGAACCGCCUAGGAGUCCGUUAGCCUACAAUCAUAUUAAAAAUGAUUGUCCAAAUUUACAAUCAAUGCGUCAAUUUCAACAACCUCCGCGAAAUUAUCGGCCUAUAAAUAUUGAGCCGAGUUAUCGUCCACAUAAUAUGGAGUAUCGAAGACAACCAGUACGUGAAGUAAUUUCACGGCCUCAUAGCGUUGAUUUUUUGGAACAUAAUAACAGUGAUUACAAUCAAAAAACUCAACCAGAACGGCCUAAAUCCAGUUUGGAUAUCAAUCAAUACAACGAUGAAAAUGAUUUUUACUCAGAGCAGGAUUAUGCAAAUAAAAUGCGACAGUCAUCGAUAUAUUUACAAUAUCGUCCAAUCAAACCAAAUGAAUUUAAAUCACCUACUCCAAUGGCACCCGUUGACAUGAACCAAUGGUACCGUCAGCAACAGCAACAUCAACAUGCGCAACAGCAACACGCGCAGCAACAGGUACAGCAAGAUAUCUACGAACAGCGCCACGAACAAAGACCACAUGCAGCAUAUUUACAUCCAAAUACGUCGUCUUUACACCGAGAUCCUCAACUGCAACAUCAUUAUAUGCAACAUGCAGCCGCUGUAGCGAGAGACCAAAUGGAACAUGUUUACGGGACGUCGCCGCAUCAUAUGAGUGCCCCACAAUAUGGGUCGAUGGGUCAUCCGAUACGAUCACGGAGUAAAUCACCGCAGGUUCGAAUACGACAACAAACGAAUAUGGGUAGUGAAAGUAUGCCGUCUGUGGAAACAGAGAAAAAGCGUGAAGAAUCAAUGAAACGUCUCAUAGAAUGGAAACAACGAAUGUUACAAUCCCCAUUAAAUCAUAAACAAAAAUCCCGUCGAAAAUGUCACGAAAUGCAACGAUAUGAAUCUGAAAGUCCGUCCAAUAGCGAGCACAUAAACUCGAUUACACAACACCGUUCAAGUAUUAAUAAUAGUAUUGGAAGUGGUGUAAUUGCAUCAUCCACUCCAACAAACACAGCUAGUCGUUAUCAUAAUCACCGUCCAAUACCGUUGGCAUCAGCAUCAUCCGUACCAAAUACAAGUUAUUCCUCAGACGAUGAAGAUACAGAGAGGUCUGGAAGCGUCGAUGCACAGGCAGGUCGGACCCAACAAGUGUACACGACAGCUGAUAGUAAUGACGUAUCAAUGGCAACCACAACGAUCUCUGUAUCAGCCACUGAUGAUAUAACAGACACGGAUGACCAACCAAAACAAGAUGAAUCGAAAAAUUCGGAUUUAAAAUCCGAGGAACAACAUUACAUGAUAAUGGUACCAAAAAAAUCAAUAUUAGCUCCAAACUCAUCGCAUAGUGGCGCUGUUGCGUUAUUUGAAUCACUAUCUUGCGAAUCGGAGGAAAGUUCGUACGUUGAAAUGAUGCAAACUUUGGGUCCAUCGAUACUUAACACCGAAUCGACAGAGAUUAAUGAUACCACGAAUUUAAAUAGUGACAUGCAAACGUAUGAAACUGUUUGUUUCGAUGAUAAAUCAGCGACAGAACCGGUGUACAUGGAACUAUCGAUGAAUAACGAUAGUAAAGAUUCGAAUUUAUUUAUUCCGUCCAAUUAUCAAACGCUACCUGAUAUUUUAAUCAGUUCAGAGAAACAAAAAUCUUCGAAAUCAGAUAGUUCUGAUGCAGAUGAUGAAGCAUCGAAAGAUUUUAAUUCUCUCGACGCACCUACUCAACCUAGAUUUAGCUUAUCAGAUACUUUCCGUCCAGCAUCGUAUUAUCUCGGUGUGAAUCGUGUUCUAGCUGAAUUUCACGACAGCUCAGAUAGUGAGUUAGUCUCACCGCCACCAAUCCCUCCAAAUUCAUCCCCACUGUUACUUGAUGAUCUCGAAGGGGAAGAAUUAACUAGUGAUAAGAAAAAAUCUGAUUUUGUACAACUUCGAAAAUUAAAUACGAAACUUAUAAACACACAUUUUCGAUCUUAUUCAGCAAUCGAUCCCUCAUAUUCAUCGAAAUCGAUAUCCGAAUUUGAUAACAUAAAUAAGCGUCGACCUGUAUCCAGUGAUUUUUGUACGAAAUUAGAUCGGGAGCUAUUUAAUCGUGAUAAUAUUUACACACCAAUGAUGCCUUAUAACGAGUUAUACGAGACUGAGAAUAUUUACGAGAAUAUUAGUGUGGUUAAACAGAAAGUCGAUGUUUUACGAACGGAGAAAGCUGAAAGUUUAUCCGAAUCACUUUGUUCAUCGACGAAUUUUAUUAAUUCAUCAUUUGAUACUACAUCAAGUAAUAUUUCACAAUUUGGUGCACAAGAUUGUUCGAAAUCGGGCUUAGAAGAUAGUUCGCAGAGUUCGGAUACAAUUAUUUCUCAAUUGUCCAACGAUUAUUAUUUAUUUGAAUUAUUACGUUCGAAUACUAGUGAUUCUUCGACGAAAAAUUUAAGUUUAAAUAAUGAUAUGAUAACGGACUCCAAAUUGGAUAAACAACUUCAAAAAGCGGAUAUGUUUCAAAUAGCUUUAGCUACCAAUAAACCCGAAACAAUUGAUAUUACUAAAGGUGGAAAAAUUAAUAAUAAAAAUAUUUAUAUGGAUGAUCCAGAGAACUGGAAUAAGGAUAAUACGGAAGUCGUUCGUAGAUCAUAUUCAUUGGAAGGUUUAUUACAAAAUGUCCUGAAGGAUAAUCAAAAAGGAUACGCUAAAAAUAUUAAUGAAAUAAAAAAGGAUGUUCCCGAGGAAAUAACAAAUGAAGGAGAUCGUUUAUGGGAGGAAGAUGGUGUUUGGCAAGAGAAUUUACGACGUGCAAGUCACAGACAUGCCCGUUCCUUAGACGAUUUACAAACAGUUACAACUGUAACGUCUCAUAAAAAAUUAACACGUGAUGUAACAUACGUAAAUGAUUACGUAACGUCAACGUUAAAAGAUAAAGAUGUGAAAAAUCGAUCGAAUAAAUCGUUUAUUAUCGAUCGUGAGAAAUUACGUCAAUGGGAUUUAAUGUCAAGUGCACCGGUUUUAAGUCGUAGUGGUGGGAAUAAUACCGGAGCACAACAGUUAGGUGUACCGUCGAAUAUGAGUUUAACCGAAGAUAAAUUAGUGGCUGAUAUUGAGAAUGAUAAUAUUGAGAAACCUAACUCCGAUCAAAAUUCAGCAUCUGGAUCAGUGUCUAUCGUAUCAGGUCAUGAUGGGCAGUCCAUGGAGCAUCCUCAAUCCGCAUGGCUUCUACAACCUGAUCAAGGUCGACGUACCCCAAUUCGUUCGAUUCCAUCUACAAGUACUUAUCAAAUUGCUUCUCCUCAAUUUUAUGAUGAGAAUGACAGGUACCCAUGUCGAGCUGGAAGUUUACCAAGAAAUUCACAUUAUGCAGCCCAAAAUAAAAGAAGACAAUCAUACCAAAAGGCUACAAUGACAUCACAAGAUGAAAAUCAAAAAUUAGAAAAUAUACAAAGAUUAGAACAAUUAAAACUGCAAAUAUUAGAUUUAGGAAAACGGUAUGAGAAAAAUAAACCAUUGGUCAAUUUGGUUGAUAACAUGGUAAAAUUAGGUUCCUUAUACCAAAAAAAUGGGAAUAGUCGUAAUGAAAAACUGAAUGGUGCAAGAAAUCGUGAACGAUUACAAUUUAAUCAACAAGUCCAAGAGCGACGAUUAUUGGCUGAAGAAAAACGUGAUUGGAAAAAAAUCAAUUUAAAUCAUGCACAAUUACAGAGUAAAAUCCAACAAUUAUAUGAAUUAGAUAACGCCUUACGUCAUGAAUCUGGAACGUUGGCUGGUUUACGAAAGGAGAAAGAAUAUUUAGAAGGUGCUUUACAAUCGUUACAAAAUAAAUUAACGGAUUCUGAAUUACCAAGUACACCGCCAGCUGAAUUGGAUCGAGUUCGACGUCAUCAACAACUUUUGGAGCGUGAAUUGAGUCGUGUUCAUGUUUUAUUGGCUUACAAUUCAAAGAAAUUGGAAGAAACGGUUGCUGGUAAUGCUCGAAUCGAACAAGAGCUAUUGGUACUUCGACAAAAAUUGCAAAUGACUCAACGCCAGAGAAAACAACCUUAUUUAUCGAAUACAAUACCAAAGGAACGUAAGUCGUUAGCAGAAUCAGCUCCAGAAAUGGAAAGUGAAUUAAAACGCGUACAAUGGCUUAUGGGUGAUUUACAAAAACAACGACAAGAGCUAAGUGUACAAGUCCGACAUUUAACAGAUAAAUCGCAAAAUUUAGCCCAUCAAAUGCAAUGGCCAAUCUCAAACAACACUUCAAUCGAUAACACCAACGAUCUCGAAGCAUCUACAUCUUCGUUACGUAGCUCAUCCGCACGCUCACAUUCACCAAGUUCACUAAAACGGACACAAUGGUUAGAAACCGAUUUAGAUAUUUGCUCGGAGAAUAAACCGCAGAAUUAUCUACAUAACAGUGAUGAUGGGUUAUUCUCAACGGAUUUAAGUGAGAAUCCACAGUCGAAUUUAUACGAGAAACAAGAAAUCAAAACUGUUCGCAUUGUGAAACGUGAAAGUGAACGAAGACACCGUGAUAGGGAACGAACUGGAAUUGGUAGUACGCUUUCUUUGGCAAUACCUCCAGCACGAUUGGCAACAAUGGGUACUGGGAGUGGAGGUGCUUCAUCAAUGUCGAUGGGUUCGUUAAAACAACGUGAUCAUGGUAUAUCGUCAAAUGAUUUAGCGUCGCAUUAUUAUAAAGAUGAAGAUCUCGAACAAUCGUCAAAUAUUUCUUCACAUGUUCUAUCCAAGUCCACGGAUUCGUUAGCAACCUAUAAUAAAAAACCAUGUGGAAAUCCACUUUCGCCGCCUUUACAAACUGCGUCAUUAGGACGUCGAAUAGUUCCCAAAGAAAAACGUAGACAUCAUACUGCACCCGAUAAUAACCAUAUUAGUCGGGAUCUUAGUCUACUUUCAGCUAGUGAUGGAGAUACAAGUUCGUGGCUAAAAAGUGAAAGAUCAUUGGACGAUUUAGACAUGGAAAGAGCAUUACGACCUAGAAUAAAUACUCCAGAUGUGGUGCGAUCUACAUUAGGCCAUAAAGAAAUUAAAUACAACGAGCGCACCAUAGAUAAUAUCCUAGGAACCCCAAGUAAAAUAAUCAUACCUGAACGAUACAUGCCACAAGAUUUACCUGAAUUAUCCGCCGAAGAGGAGCGCCAGCGUAUGCGUAAAGUUGAAUCCAUUAAGAAAAUGUUAUCAGAUAGUACGGCCUUACCCACUACAUUGGAUACGAGUCGUUUGGGCCAAGGUACCGAGGGUAAAUCAUUCACAAUGUCCGAGGAAAAACGUCAACGCGAACAUUUGUUACAAUUAAAUCAAAUUUUAGCGAAACAAGUGAUUGAGAUGAGCAAAAUUGUUGCUGAAAAAGCCUUAAACUCGUUGCCACAGAUUCCAGCACCGCCAUUGGAUGAAGAUGAAUUAUCUCCAAUAACACCAUUACCAUUAUAUCAACAACGUGAAAAUUUUUACUCAUAAAAGAAAAAUUUGUACUUAAAA
This is a messenger RNA of Chrysoperla carnea, 6579 nucleotides long. RefSeq lists its product as uncharacterized. The transcript is spliced from 18 exons. Bases 124 to 6558 code for a protein of 2144 amino acids. The record is from RefSeq and is a predicted model, not a curated record. NCBI's taxonomy places the organism in Eukaryota, Metazoa, Arthropoda, Insecta, Neuroptera, Chrysopidae.